ACGCGAAUCCGCACGGCGCGGUGGAGGCGGAUCGCCCGGAUGCUGAGCAGGAGGGAGGUUCAGCCGCCAGCCCGCAGCGCAAAGCUCCUGAAAAGUACAUCAAGUCUAAAGUGAACCAGCUUGCUCUCAGGCAGUGCUGGAACCAUGAGCAAUAAUGGAACAGACUUAACCAUUGGCUUCCUCUCCUCUUCUGUUGCCGUACUUUUAUUUGGCUCAAACUAUGUACCACUUAAAAAAUAUGAUACUGGUGAUGGAAUGUUUCUCCAGUGGAUACUUUGUGCUGCCAUAUGGUUGGUUGCCUUGGUGGUCAAUCUUUUAUUACGUUGCCCUAAGUUUUGGCCUUUUGCAAUGGUUGGGGGCUGCAUAUGGGCAACAGGGAAUAUUGCUGCUGUCACAAUUAUCAAAACCAUUGGUUUAGGCCUUGGAAUCUUAAUCUGGGGGUCAUUUAAUGCCUUAACUGGCUGGGCAAGCUCAAGGUUUGGCUGGUUUGGAAUGGAUGCAGAAGAAGUAUCAAAACCGCUGCUAAAUUACAUUGGAGCUGGGCUCUCGGUAUUAAGUGCUUUCAUAUUUUUGUUCAUCAAAACUGAAAUACCAAAUAACACGUAUUCUGUGAACACCACAGCAUUAUUGUCAGAGCAUAUGAUCAACAAUGCUGAAGAUCCCUGUCCUGAUUAUUCCUGGGUGGAUAAACUUUCUACAGUGCAACACCGCAUCGUGGGCUGCAGUCUUGCAGUGAUAUCUGGAAUACUCUAUGGAUCAACAUUUGUGCCAAUCAUUUAUAUCAAGGACCACAGCAAAAGAAAUGAUAGUAUAUAUGCAGGAGCAAGCCAGUAUGAUUUAGACUAUAUUUUUGCACACUUCAGCGGCAUCUUUCUUGCAAGCACAGUCUACUUUCUGGCCUACUGUAUAGCCAUGAAAAAUAAUCCUAAACUAUAUCCUGAAGCAAUCUUGCCAGGAUUCCUGUCAGGAGUACUUUGGGCGGUGGCUGCCUGCUGUUGGUUCAUAGCUAAUCACUCCCUCAGUGCUGUGGUCAGUUUUCCAAUAAUCACUGCUGGUCCAGGAUUUAUAGCUGCAAUGUGGGGUGUCUUCAUGUUUAAGGAAAUACAGGGUCUACAAAACUACCUAUUAAUGAUUCUUGCAUUUUGCAUCAUCUUGGCUGGAGCAUUGUGCACUGCUUUUUCCAAAAUCUAAGAAUCACACGACCAGCAGAUGGCAGCAGUGGUUAAGAGAACGCCUUCACUGGACACGGGACAGAUUAUGCUGAGAACAGAAUUUGUUUCCAUACAGCAAAUGGAUCUCAGCCUGUCUUGGAGUGGGUAAAUGAUUUUUUUUUCACAAAUGUGAAAAUAAAGGAAAAUUGAGUUUUAGUCAAGUAUAAAAAUGAAAAAUUCUUCUAAUGAACUAUUUAUGAAGGUAUGACUUUA
Ceratotherium simum simum (southern white rhinoceros) is the source of this 1424-nucleotide messenger RNA. Lineage: Eukaryota; Metazoa; Chordata; Mammalia; Perissodactyla; Rhinocerotidae. The record is from RefSeq and is a predicted model, not a curated record.